This is a messenger RNA of Fonsecaea multimorphosa CBS 102226, 3246 nucleotides long. RefSeq lists its product as uncharacterized. The record is from RefSeq and is a predicted model, not a curated record. The transcript has a single exon. Lineage: Eukaryota; Fungi; Ascomycota; Eurotiomycetes; Chaetothyriales; Herpotrichiellaceae. The coding region runs from base 1 to 3246 and encodes 1081 amino acids.
AUGAGGCCCUUCGCCGUCUCUGACCAUGUCGCACUCAAACACGACUUCAGCCUGUAUGGCCACAUUCAGCGCAGUCACACUGAAUCAAAUGCGCCUUUCGGAACCGACGACUUGAUUAUAGCCCAUGUCGAAGUCCCAUCCGAAGUCAUCAACGAAUUUAUCGCCACUAGCUAUCCCCCAGAAGGAUAUUUCUACGUCGAAUUUGCUAAUCCUGCAGCUGGCUGCUCUAUUGUCAGUGAGAAUGACAUUGUCCUCGUCAGUCGAGCCUUUCGGUUGGGCGACAACGUCAAGCAAGAUGGAAGCUCCAUGACUGGCACAGUGAUCGAUUUGUCAGAGACUUACAUCCUUGAACCUGUCUUCCCGAAAGACUCCUCAAAGCCUCCGACCUGUUCGGAAACCUGUCCGUCAACCCUGCCCGAGCGCUUCGCACACCCAAACCCACACACCCUCCUCUACGAUGUCCCUGCGAGAGAGGUCAAAAGAGUACAGGAUGUCAUGCCAGAGGACUGCAUAAUAUAUAAUAACUGGGUCGGAGUGGUGGAAGACGUGGAAUACGACGCCGUGAUUAGGCUUGCAGACUCGUCCAUCGUGGUCAUCUAUACCUCCCUUGGCCUGCAUAUCCCCAUUCCUGACUGCCAGAAGUCUGUCAUUGCAUUUCCUGAAUCCAACGGGUUCUGGCACCCUGAUAUUCUGGGGUCCACUCAAGGUUGGCCAAGCACUAUCCCGGUUUUAAAGGCCCAGCGCGGCGACUUUGUCAUCGUGGAUCGUCAUUCUCUACGGUCAGGAAGAUGGUUAUCUGGCUCAUUUAGUCCGAAGACUCCUUCUGAAGGAAUCGUCCUUGAUUGCCGAGCUCAUGAUAUCAUGGUCGAUUGGAUUUCUACCAGCCUUCGCCGGGGAGAUCCGCCUGACGCAGCAACAGCGCCCAGAUCGGAGAUAUCUAUCUACGAGGACAUCCAGACUUUCCGUGAUUUUCCGGAUUUGCGUCUGAAGAAGGAGGUCAUGAUCUACGACACCGGUAGGAUGCCUAGUCGACCUAUUGAGCAACGCUCAGUCGGUAUUGAAGCUGGUUCUGCCUAUAAUCAGCCGGCCUAUCACGAAGCCCACAACAGCCGAGAGAGCUAUUCAGGGCAGGAACUGGAAAUUGGCAUGCGGGUCAAGUUCCGAGACCCUUCUGCAGCUGCGAUAAAAUACCAAGGAGUCGAGGGGACUUCACAUGGCCAGCUUCUACAUGUAACCAACCAUGCAUCUCGCGACUGGAAUGUGAACGAGUACAAGGUUGUUCACAUGCGACAGGUCACAGCUGUCAUGUGGCAAGACGGCAGUGUCACUACGGUGGACUCAACAUCGUUGACGAACUUUGCUCUCUUCGAAACUGAAAUCCUUCCCACAGAAAUUGUGUUGAAAAGAGAAGGCAUGCGGCAAAGACCGGUCAACCUGAAGGGAAAGGCGAAUGGCGCCGCAAAAGACUUUGACGAAAUGACGUUCUUUGAGCGACCUCAUGAUCUAUUGCCGGCCGGUGUAGGUGUGGUCCAGUCAGUUGAUCCCACCGAGAAAGUUGCUCGUGUGCGGUGGUACAAAGAACCCAAAAUUGAACUGCGGGCACCAGACCAAACUCUCGCACCGGGCUCACGGUUUGGCGCCAUGGGAGAUAAGGUCGAGGACGUGUCUCUUUUCGAAAUCAUGUGCUUCCCUUCCUUGUUGAGGCAACCGAGUCAGAUGUGUGUGUUGACAGCUCCAGGCCAGCUCAAAGUCUCGCAUGAUGAGCUCCCCGGACCAUCGCUGCAGGACCCCGGCAGGAUAGCCUCAAUUGUUGCGAUGACUGCAGAUCCAAGCAUGAAUGAAGGUUUUCGGUCGCAAGGUUCCCAGGCUUCUCCUUUGUCAACGGCAACUACCACAAGAGAUCAAGGAAAAACCGCAAGACAAUUUGACUGGAUUGGCCAAAUAGUCUCGUUGGGACUCGAUGGCUCCAUCACUGCCCGUUUGGGAGCAGCAGAACCUUGCCGGGACGUAGUGAUUGAUGCCGACGGGGUCAUUGCUGUCCUCGACAACCACCAGCAUCCGGUCGCCGACCCCUCAACUGUCAGCUUUAUGGACCUUGACACCUGGAGUGAAAGUGGCUCCGCCUAUUCGAUGGGAACCCCAUGGCCUGUAGAGGAGACGGUGGAGUACGAAGGCGGGGAGCGUCUGGACAAUGACAGCGGCGAUGAGAAUUGGGUGUCGGAUGAGGACCCGGCAUUCGAAGAUGCCGAAGAAGAACUGCCUGACAAAGGCACAGAUCUGGAGAGGUUCAAUGCUGGAGACCAACAAGGCGAUUCAGCACAAUCACGGCGGUCACUGUUUCAGCUGAAGAAAGUGCUCGGAUCUGAAUCACCAGCGCAAUUUCUUGUGCUUGACCGGGAGCCCCCUUCUGAUCAGUUCGGGCUUCAUAAUGCCCCGACAGCUCCCGGACUUAAACGUAUCCUCAAAGAACACCAGAUAUUGGCGACGUCACUUCCCGAGGGUGAGAUCUAUGUUCGCACCUACGAGAGUCGAAUCGACCUCCUGCGGUGCCUCAUCAUUGGACCGAGAGAUACGCCUUAUGAGAAUGCUCCCUUUUUGAUCGACCUGUGCUUGCCUGCGAAAUAUCCUGAGGAACCUCCUUUAGCCCACUUUCACAGUUGGACCAGUGGGCUUGGUCGCAUCAACCCCAACCUUUACGAAGAAGGCAAGAUCUGUUUGAGCUUGUUAGGAACCUGGUCUGGGAAGCAGGAAAGCGAGAGAUGGAGCAACAAAGCGACGUUGCUUCAAGUGCUCGUUUCAUUGCAAGGGUUGGUAUUUGUCAAGCGGCCGUUCUACAACGAGGCAGGAUUUGAAGGAUACGAGCAUGACAAUGCAUACAAAACGGAAUCAGACUCUUACAGUGAAAGGGCUUUUGUCAUGUCCAGAGGCUUUGUGAAGAGCGCUCUGCUCCGGCCUCCGGGAGGGUUGGAGGACAUACUCGCUUGGUUAUAUCUGCCGCACGACAUCUCGGACCCGCCUAAAAGUCUGCUCGUCACCAUUAUUGAGCGAGGAAGUCUAUUGUUGCAAAGAUCUGAGGAGGCUCGAUCCAAGCAAGACGACUCAUACGUCGACUCGGCAGGUGCAAAGGACGACGAGACCAAAGUGUUCUUGAAGCCGAUGAGUCGCGGCGCUAGUGUUAUGCUGAGGAGAUUGAUUGGUGAAUUGCAGACACAGCUCGACCGAUCUUUGGCAGAGAAGAUGAAUUAA